Messenger RNA from Dendrobium catenatum, 818 nucleotides. RefSeq lists its product as uncharacterized. Gene Ontology annotation, biological process: biosynthetic process. Gene Ontology annotation, molecular function: isomerase activity. The record is from RefSeq and is a predicted model, not a curated record. Gene Ontology annotation, cellular component: cytoplasm. Lineage: Eukaryota; Viridiplantae; Streptophyta; Magnoliopsida; Asparagales; Orchidaceae.
AUCCUCCAAUGGCCAGAAAAGUAGCGAGAUACGCCGUGGUCGACGCGUUUACCGAUACACCUUUUAAAGGUAAUCCGGCCGCAGUUUGCUUUCUGGAAGAAGGAGAGGGAGUAGAUGACGACUGGAUGCAAGCUGUAGCCAAAGAGUUCAACCUUUCAGUUGACCUUUGUGGGCAUGCAACAUUGGCCUCAGCACAUUUCCUUCUCACAUCUGGGAUAACUGAAGCUCAUACGCUUGAGUUUUUAACAAGGUCUGGAAUUCUGAAAGCCACAAAAUUGGAUUUACUAAAAGAAAAUAAUUUGUCGAGGCCUUGUAACGAUGGAGGUGAAAGCUUCUUAAUAGAGUUAAAUUUUCCUCUGAUUGAAGCAAUAAACGUGAACUCUGCAGAAAUACCAUCAAUCCCAAAUACUUUAAAUGGCUUGUCCAUUGUGAAUAUUCAGAAAGGCAACGAGGAUGGUGGUGAUAUCAUUGUUGAACUUUCUUCCGGGGAGGAUGUUACUAAUUUAAAACCGAACUUUGAUGAGCUAUGUAAAUGUGCUGGAAGGGGUGUUAUUGUAACUGCUCCUGCUCCUCCUGGAUCUGAUUUUGACUUCUUCUCACGUUUCUUCUGCCCAAAGUUUGGAAUUAAUGAGGACCCCGUCACUGGGAGUGCACAUUGUCUAUUAGCGCCCUAUUGGAGCAAGAAACUGGGAAAGCAAAAUCUUAUGGCUUAUCAGGCUUCUCCACGUGGUGGGAUACUGAAACUUCAACUGGAUGAGCCGAACCAGCGAGUUCUCAUUCGUGGUGAAGCAGUAACUGUCAUGACUGGAACUCUUUUU